ACUGCAGCAUGUGCGUCGAGUCUCAGCAGCCGGUUCAAUUCUGUAAUUUUGGUUUCUAAAAGAGGAUUAGAGUACCUACAGCUGUUGUUGGUUCUAAAAAGAUUCAGAUUUGGGGAUGUUACGGCGUCCCAAGCCCACCGACUCCGAGUCGGACCUGCUCCGAGAGCAGGAGAGGUUUUUAGCCUCGGGGGGUCAGUCGGCGGUGAAUGUAGUGAGGAGACCCGAUAAACGGAGAGGGGAGAAAACGGGCGAUGACAGCGAGGAGCCUCAGGAGAACCAGAGAGACGUGGUGACCAUAGCAGGUCUACCUGAUGAGAUACCCAGUCUGACCCCUGCACCCCCCAAGAAGUCCCGUUUCAAAAAGGAACGAGUGCGUUUUGAGAAUGAAGAUCCAGAGGAGCUGCUGGACAGACAUGACACUCACAUCAGUGCUGUCCUCUCCAGGAUUGUUGAGAGAGACACAAGUGCAAUACCAGUGUCAUUCCCAGCUUUUACAAGCACAGCUUUCCCCAAAGUCCUACAUCGGUCUACAGCAGAGAAGCAGGCAGCCGUACCCGGAGGCAAAAAAAGUAUUUUUGCACAUCAGAUAGCAGCACGGAAUCCUAAAUUGGGACGUGGAGAUUCAAAGAAUGAUCCAAAGGUCAGCUCUCCUCAGGCCUUUGGAUCCAGUUAUGUGGUCCCAGGCUUUGUUGAUGGCUCUACACUGGUGUCAGGUCAGGGUCUGGGUCCAGACAGUGCUGUGGAAACUCUUAGGAUCCACCAGGAGAACCAGGCCAGGCUGCAGGGCAUGCCACAGAGUGAAAUUCUGGAGGAACAGCAGAAGUUGUUGGCCCAGUUAGAUCCGAGGCUGGUGGACUUUGUGAGGUCGCGGAAGACUCAGAAGACCUUAUCGGUGCCCUCUACUCUUGAGGGAGAGACAUGCUCUGGCCAGCCUGUCACUGAAACUAAAGCUCCAGAGCCUCAUGGCACAGACCCAAAGCUGCACUCUCAGGAGGUCACAAUGGAUGCGGAUGAAGAGGAUGAGGCUGAAUCUGUCAUUCAGCCUCCAAUCACAGAGAUGGAGCUACCAGUCAAGCCCCAGAAAGAGUGGCUUCGUAUGGACAAGCUGGAGCCUGAGAAACUGGAAUGGACAAGGGAUUUGCCUGCUCCAAGGCAGCGGAGCACUAAAAAGUCUAUGCAGGCUCGUUUUGAUUUUUCUGGUGCUGUUAUCCAUCCCACGGAAGAUUUGCCCACUCAUCUUGGCCUGCACCACCAUGGGGAGGAGCCAGAGUUGGCAGGCUACUCGUUGCAGGAGCUUUUCCUUCUCUCUCGCAGUCAGCUGACCCAGCAGCGGAGCCUGGCCCUUAACACCUUGGCUCAUAUCCUGUCAAAGGCCCAUGUUGGUGAAUACUCCUCUUCUCUUAAAGGCAAUGUGCUGACCUCUCUGCUAGAUGCUGGCCUCCUCUUUCUCCUGCGCUUUGCUCUGGACGACAGUGUGGAAGGCGUGAUGUCAGCAGCUGUGCAUGCUCUCCGAGCGCUGCUGGUGUCCCCCGACGAUGAGGAGUGCCUUGACAACAUGUUCCCUUGGCUGCUAGGGAUGGCAGCCUUUCCCCUACUGCCCUCCGCUCAGGAUGAGGAAGAUGAGGAUGAUGAAGGCCUGGAUGAGUCCAUGAAAGAAACAGCUAAAGAGAAAGAAGGCAGAAAAUCAGAUCAUGAUGUUGCCCGACUGGAUGUUGUCAAGGGAUUGUUGAAGAUGCAGCUUCUGCAAAGGCUGCGGUACAUUCUGGAGGUUGUACGACCUGCGCCUCAUGUUGUUGUCGAUGUUCUAGAGAUUUUGAUUAGAAUAGCUCGUCACUCAACCUCAGCAGCCACACAGAUACUUGAUUGCCCCCGGCUGAUGGAGACUGUGAUGUCAGAGUUCGUACCUUGCUCCUGGACUCCACCCACAUCUCCAGCCCCACUUUCUUUAUAUGGUUUGCCUGUUUCUACGGCUGUGAAGCUCCUCCGAGUUUUGGCGAGCGCUGGGAGGCAUGUCUGUGCCAGAAUACUGAACUCUCUAGGUGGGAGGGAGCGUCUGUCUCGGCUCUUGGCAGCAGAACCUUCAGAGCUGCUGCUGGAGACUGGGGAAGCUGUUCGCUGCAGCACAGAAGCAUUGAGGCUCUGGGCAGUGGCUGCUAGCUAUGGCCAAGCCUGUGACCUCUACACAGACCUUUACUCAGUUCUGGUGAAGGCAUUGCAGGCUGCACACAAACCCAGUGCUCCAUCUGGGCCUCUCCUGGUGUUGGAGCUCCACCGAGUGAAAGCACUGCUGGUCCUGCUCACUCAGGUCACACACACUGCUGGCUGCCACCAAGAGUUACAGAGUGGCUUGCUCAAUUCCCAGGGUACAGAGAGUCUUCCCCCUCCUCCAGUGACAUGGAGUCAUGUGACUGGUUUGCAGGCCACCUUGAUUGGUUUACUGAAAGGCUGUGUGAGAGCGCUGGAUGACCCAGGUCAAAGGACAAGCACCUUGGCCCUGCUGCCAUCCUAUCUGUUCUACAUGGGCGCGUUUUACUCACAGCUCAGUAUGCAAAGUUCUUUCCGACCAGUGCAGUGUCUUCUGGAACUAGAGUCUUUGAGCUCAGAGGUGUUAUUUCCCCUCAUUUCCCAUCAGGCCAUACGCAGCAUGGGAGAGAGCCUCAGGUCUUAUUCUGUAAUCUGUAACCCUGUGUUGAGUGCUCCUGCCCUGGAGGUCAUCCCCAGUCUGCCAGGCUUAGGCUGCUUCAGGCUUAAGACUAACCCCAGCCUUGUUGGACCCGGUUCUCCUCUCCCCCUCUAUACUGCUCUCUUCUACCUACUGGACAUUCUCACCACCAUCCACCGAGGCCUAACCAAGAAAUUCAGCUCUGUCGUUCUUUCUGGCUCUGUACUGGCGUACCUGCAGUCCUGCGUCGGGGCGAUGCCCUCUGUAUCCCAAGCAAGUGCCUGGCUUUUACGCCAUGAGCACCUCCUGCUGUAUCUGCUCCUGAGACUGGCUCACAGACUGGUUCCUGUUGACUCGAACGUGGCCAAACAUGCAUCUCUGUUUCACCAAGUUGCCUUAGCUCUGCUGUCCUGGCUGCUGCCUGGAAGUGAAUAUCUGGCACAUCAACUUUUGUCCACCAUUAUCUUCAAUCAUGAGCUGCUUCCGGAGGGUGGUAGCGGCGGUCCCGAAGCAGCUAUGCUGGCAGAACUGAAGCUUCAGGAGAAGUCCACUCCUCCGUCUGGCCUGGGUCCUCUCCUCCGUGACUCUCUUGCUCACCUGCCCUCUAUCCGGGGCUGCUACCUUACUCUCCUUGCCCACCUAGAGCCCGCUGUGCUGUCCUCUCGAGACCGGCACCUUGGCCGCAACCCAUGGCUUUCUUCCCAGUUCCUCCCUGAACUCUCCGGCCCCUCGCUGCCCUCUGACUGGCCCUUCCUGCCUCUGAUCAGCCUGUAUGAUCGCACAGGAGUGUCUGAGGGUGGUGGGCUACAGGCACACUCUCUCCCAUCUGGCUCUCUGCAAUCAGUCACCCACUGCCUACAGUGGCUACUACUUCUGGAGAGCUGGAGAGAGGAAGCACUAAAGCCAGUGCCUCCUGUGGCAAAGCUAGCCCGCCUUGCAUGUGUCUUCCUCUGUUCCAGUGACCUCUUCCUGGAGAGGCCUGUGCAGGAACUGACCUGGGCGCUAUUCCGUGGGCUGAUACGGCCCGUAAGUCUGCAGGCCCUGAACCUAGGCACACCACCACCUGGACUGGCCUCCUUCCACGACUUGUAUUCAGCCCUGUUGGCCCAGUACGAGGCAGUGUCAUUUGGAGACACGCUGUUCGGCUGCUUUGUGCUGCUGCCGUUGCAGAGGCGCUACAGUGCCGCCAUGAGGCUGGCUGUGUUUGGCGAGCAUGUGGGAAUACUGCGUUCACUUGGUGUCUCACUAGAACAGCUGGCCAUUCCUCUGGAGAAUUUCACCUCACCAACAGAGGAUUCACUGCCUUUGCUGCGUCUCUAUUUUCGUGCCUUGGUCACUGGAGCAUUGAGGAGGAGCUGGUGUCCUGUGCUCUAUGUGGUGGCUGUUGCCCACCUCAGCGCCUUUAUGUUCUCCCAAGAUGAAGCAUCACAGGAGGUGGAGGCUACACGCCGGAGCCUGCUGAGAAAGACAUACUACCUGACAGAUGAGGUCUUAAGGAGCCACUUGCUGCUCUACUGCUUGCCUGAGCAGCACAGUCAGCUCGGCUUCAGCACUUACGAACAGCUGCCACCCAUCCGCGCCCGCAGGCUUCACAGCGUAGUUGGAACCAAGGAAGGCAGCGAUGGAGACAGGUGAACCAGGACAAUCUCAGACAUGCCGAGCUCCUAAUAGUUCUGUAACUGGAGCAGAUUUACAGUCUUCAAGAAGCCAGGACUAGCACAGACUAAAUACAUUUUUGUAAGAAAACUUGGAAUUGUAUGGUCAUUUUUACAUUGCAUAUCUUCAAGAACCUGACUUUUUACUGAUACAUCUGUGAUGGAUCUCUAGCAGAUAGGACGAGAGAUCAGGUAGUCCCUUUUGAACAUUUAGUGCAUAAAGAGAUGGUCCAAAACAAAAGGUGGCACACUAUCAAAUAUUCCACAAUUCACUGACAGUCUUGGACUGGAGAAGAUCUCUGGAAAAAGACAGUGUUUCUGUGGUGAGGCAGGUUUCCCAAAUAGGAGCCAGGAGAUGACAUGAUCUCCACAGAUUCUGCUAAUACCAAAAUUAGUUGGAGAGGCACUGCCAGCAUGCCUUCCCCCUCCCACUACUAUUCAAAACAUGGCUCAUUUACAAAAAAGUGUGCAUUAAAGAUAUGCUUGUUAUUUUGGUGGUGGGGUUGUUUGUUUAUUUGUUUGUUUGUUUUUUAAUAUGUAUGGAAUUCAUUUUAGCCCACAGGCGGAUCGCUGAAGCUUUGGUUGUGUAUUUAUUUUGUUUCACAAAGAUCAGAGCUCUUAGAAGACCUAAGAGUGGAUAUUUACACUGUGAAACUUUCUUGAAACCUUCAUAAAACCAAACUGCACUUCAGUUGAAUAAUGAAAACUGUUCUGUAACUUACUUGAAACUUUGCUGCAAUAGUUGCAAGUGUCUCAACUUGGAACAGGUUUUAUGAAACAGCCAGUCAAAACACCAGUACCACAUCAUGUGAUCUUGUUGAAAGACAUACUUUCAAACUGUUAAUUUCAGUGGACAAGACAAUAAUCCCUCCCUCAUCUUCCUGCUGAUUUGGCUUAUACAUAGAGUAAAUGAAUGUGUUAUGUGCAGAUUUCAUUGAUUGUUUUUGAAUUGCUUGUUGUAUCUGUCAAAUUGCACAGAAAUAAUAUUGCAAGCAACUUGCAACAUGCAACUAGUUGCAUAAAUGUUUCACAAUCCAAUAUAGAACUUUGGUUAUUUACAAAGCUGUUAGAUCUUGAAUUCAAAGCUCUGAGACUUGGACGAGGUAAACAUGCUCCGUAGCUGAUCUUCAGAGGUUUUGAAGAUUACGUGCUUGGGCAGCUUCUUUGUUGUUUCUGAAACUCCUCACUGAGGCUUCAGUGGUAGAUCUGUCUUCUCUGAUAUUUUCCUCGUUUUAUCAUCAGGUAUAGGCUUGGGCGUGCCUACCCCUAAACCAUCAUUCCAUGUGUUUCUAUUUAUCAGAGGCUGAGGAUGAGCAAGCUGUGUGAGUGAUGGCAGAGUUUCCAGCUCUUUUUCCCCUCAUUUGCCCAUACAUUUGGCAUUUGGAUAGUGCUGUGGUUCCUACACGUAAUUUGUUCUUCAGCUUGGUGCCCCUGUAAAUGGGCUGCUUCCCGUCUGCGUUGGCCUGUUUGCAAGAGUUUUUUUUAUUUAUUUAUUUUUUAUUCAGAGUGAAAAAAAAGCGGUGGUCUUGUUUUGCCCCCACAGGAAUGUUGAUGGUACGCUAGCCAGGAAGAGAAGACAAUAAGCCCUCCUGUAAGCAACGCUAAUGCUAGUCACACUGCUCAGCUGACAUCUGUUCUACAUUUGUCUUGCAGGUAGGGGGCACCGAGUUUCCUCUCUAGCAUCUGUGGACCACCGUACUUUUUCAUUUAUCAUCUGAACUCUGUUUGUGACUUUUUUGUUAAGGGUUUAACGGGCCACCAAGUUCUUGAUUCAGUUUGUAAAUCAGUUUUUGGGUCAGCUUGGAGCAAAACCAUUACAAGCCUAAUUGAAGUCAAAUGCUACAUGCUACAAACUGGUGUGAAAUUGAUUUUCCAGACUUGUCUCAAGUAUUUUGGCUUCUGGAGUCAAGAUUAACUAUUGUGCAUGAUAAGACAGGGUGAAAGUCCUCAGAAUUGAUUUAGCCUUUGAUUUUGCCCAAGUUGACAAUGUUCUGGUCAACAGCAACACAGGCUACACUGAAGUGCUCCCAUCUGCUUCUGAGUUUGCCUUAAAGCAAUGAGCAACUGAUGCAGUUGAUGCAGUCAUGUGCCCAAGGCUGUUCAGCACUCUGACUUCAAGUGGCCCAUCAUCUCCACAGUUCUACACAUAGCAUUAUAAUUGCUUAUAUUGAAACUUGCUUAAUGUCAUCUAACUCUAAAUUUAGUUUCUGAAAGAAACUGGCCAUGAGAGCUUGUAAGUUGUCCACACUUUGUCAUUUUCUGCCAAACUAGAUGUGCAGCCCCAAGUUAUUAUUUGGCAGAAUGAUUCUCUGAGAGUUUACACCAGAAAAGAAACAUCCCUGACUAGAGGAGCACCACCACAUUAUUACUAUUUGUUUUCUGCUGUAAACUGUCAGGUCAUCUGUUCAUCCAGAGUUCUGCAUUUGCUCUAAACUUUUUUUUUUUUUUUCCCCUCAUACAAGAGGUUGACGUGGCGCAAACGCCCUUUAUAUGAUGUCCGGGUGACCGGCAAAUUGCUACAAAUUGCACAACCGUUGUUGCUCAUUUCCUUUUACCUCAUCAUAGAUCUGUUGAAGAGAAACACCAAAGUCCUACAAUUCACGCGGACACUUUCUGACAUAGGACAGACGCUCUGGUUCCCCAGCACAGCUUAACUUCAUCAUAUUAAUUCACUCAGCUUUGCGCGCAUCUUGGAUCCAGACCAUUAAACUCACAGCUUCAGUUAGAUGCACAUCCCACUGGGCUACUUCUCACUUUAUGCAAACAAUUUAAGCGGAAGUGCUGUCAAGUCCUAGGAUAAUCAGCAUAUGAUGAAUUCAGGAAACUGAAGGAGGAGGUUUCUACCUUGUACUAGAGCGCAGUACUUUUAUGAAGAUUGAAACUUUUUCCUCUCAGGCAGGCAGACGGCUUGCUGAGCAGUGAAGGUCAUUUAAAGCUGUUAUGGGCCAAGACGGGAAGAAGCCGUGUUGUCAGUGUGGUACCUCAUACCUGUCAUCAAUUGAUCAUGCAAUCCCUGGUUGAAAUAAAUGUGGCCACUAACCACAUUGAAGUUAUGUAAGUAAGACUGUGUCCAACUUUCUCUCUUUUCUUUCUUUAUUUUCCUUUUGUUUUUCCACUCUGAAUGAGCCUUUCUCUGGCAAAUUAAAAACAUGAAAUCUGACUGUAGUGCCAGGAACUGUGGUAAUGUAUUAAUAAUAAACACGAUGAAGAUGAAAA
Molecule: messenger RNA, 7533 nt
Organism: Pygocentrus nattereri (red-bellied piranha)
Lineage: Eukaryota; Metazoa; Chordata; Actinopteri; Characiformes; Serrasalmidae
Gene: rpap1
Product: RNA polymerase II associated protein 1
Exons: 25
Coding region: 116-4297 (1393 amino acids)
Biological process (GO): transcription by RNA polymerase II
Cellular component (GO): nucleus
Source: RefSeq, a predicted model, not a curated record